This is a messenger RNA of Girardinichthys multiradiatus, 2382 nucleotides long. RefSeq names its product occludin a (gene oclna). NCBI's taxonomy places the organism in Eukaryota, Metazoa, Chordata, Actinopteri, Cyprinodontiformes, Goodeidae. Bases 154 to 1629 code for a protein of 491 amino acids. The record is from RefSeq and is a predicted model, not a curated record. Gene Ontology annotation, biological process: bicellular tight junction assembly. The transcript is spliced from 9 exons. Gene Ontology annotation, cellular component: cytoplasmic vesicle; apical plasma membrane; bicellular tight junction.
GGAGAGGCGGGGCUAAGAUAACCGAGAGCAGGAGCUCUGAAGGUGUGGUCCAGGUUGUUUUACAGCAACUGUAGUUUCACUGGAGACUUUACACAAGAGAGGACACUGACUGCAACAGGUUGUUUUUAUCAGCACCCAGUGGACCAAGCAGUCAUGUCCUCCGGACCCAAUGGGAGUCCUCCUCCAUAUGAAGAGGACAGUCAAACUAAUGUACCACCUCAGCCAGCCUAUUCUUACUACCCUGAUGAUGAGUUCCAGCACUUCUAUCGCUGGGCGUCACCUCCAGGAAUCCUUAAAAUCAUGGCCAUCAUUGGCAUUGUGCUGUGUGUGGCCAUCUUUGCCUGCGUUGCCUCAACACUGGCAUACGACAGUCAGGGAGCCAUGGCUGGCUUUGGAGGAUCUUAUGGAGGAUCUUAUGGAGGAUCUUACGGAGGUUCCAGCUUCGGAGGCGGCGGGUAUGGGGCUGGAAACAAUUAUGGAUAUGGUUCACUUGGUGGAAACUACAACGACCCACGUUCAGGAAAAGGGUUUAUGAUUGCAAUGGCAGGCAUGGUCUUCAUCUUUUGCCUGAUUGUCUUCAUCAUCAUCGUGUCUCAUCAGAGCCUGUCGCAGAGCAGGAGGUUCUACCUGGCGGUGUUGAUCGUCUGUCCCAUCCUGGGAAUGCUGAUGCUUAUUGCCACCAUAGUGUACUUGAUGGCAGUAAACCCAUCAGCCCAGUCCACAGGGUCUAUUUACGGCAACCAGAUUAUGGCUUUGUGUGCUCCAUACCAACAACCCCAAUCUUUAGGAGUGUUUAUGAACCAGUACCUUUACCACUACUGCGUGGUGGAGCCACAAGAGGCCAUCGCUGUGGUGUUUGGCUUCCUGGUGACUGCAGCUUUGUUUAUCAUGCUUGUCUUCGCCCUCAAGACUCGAAGAAAGAUCCAAUACCAUGGCAAAGACAACAUCUUGUGGAAAAAAGUAAAAAUUGUGGAUGACCUUGCACCUCCUGAGGAUGUAGAGGCUUGGGUGAACAAUGUGUCUACUUCCCCUGAAGACGUUCCGAUUGCAGACUACCCCGAGAAGCUGAGAGGCUCUAGGAGUUACCUGGAUGACGAGAGCGACUACAACAAACCCCCCUUAAGCUACACCCCACAAUCUGUUGUUGAGAAUCUGCCCUUGCAGAAUGGGGCUCCUUACAGCAGUAGCUCAGAGGCGGCAAGCUCAUCAGGCCAGCCCAAGAAGAAGCGGGCAGGACGACCUCGCCGUUCUGAUGGACGGGAUGACACUGACUACAACUCCUCUGGGGACGAGCUGGACGACGAUGACUUUGACAGUGAGUUUCCCCCAAUAGCAAAUGAAGAUCAGCGCAACAAAUACAAGCAGGAAUUUGACCGUGACCACCUAGAGUACAAAGACCUGCAGGCGGAGCUGGAUGGCAUCAACAAGGACCUGUCAAAUCUGGACUCAGAGCUGCAUGAGCUGCAGGAGGGAAGCCCACAGUACCUGGAUGCUCUGGAUGAGUACAACAAGAUAAGGAAUGUUAAAAAAUCUGCAGAUUAUCAGGCGAAGAGGCACAAGUGUAAAUAUCUGAAGCACAAACUCAACCACAUCAAGAAGAUGGUCAGUGAUUAUGACCGCAAGGCCUGAAUGAGUCUGUGGAGUAAUAAUCCUGUCCAGCUCUGCACAGAAAGGACUUCUGUAAAUCAGGGUUGGCACUUUUGGCAGUGCAGUCUUCUCCAAAGGAUAAAGCUUACAAUGAACACACGAAAGUUGUGACAGAAUUGUUGUAUUUUAGCACCACAGAAACAUUUUUCUUGUAUUAUGCUGUUUGUAUUGUUUAGUAUCACGCAUAUUUAAAGUCUAGUGGUAGAGUUUUGCAACUCUAACAGAAAUUUUAAGCUUUAGUUGAUUUUCCCUCACCAAAUCCAUUUUAGCUGAUUUAUUUUUAAUUUGAUAUUUUACUGUACAAUGACUAUGUAAAUAUGUGGAAACGGGUUGUGGUUUGUAAGGGUUUUCAAGUUGUCAUACACUGUGCUAGCUUUUUGCAAUGAUCUGUGAUGCAUGUUUAUUUUAAUAAAACAUUUUAUUGAACACUUUUCAAACUAAGCAACACACAUUUUAAACACUUGCAGUUAGCAACAGAAUUUUACAAACAUAUUUGUAGUUUUGUAAACGCUCGUAAGGAUUUUUAAGACUUUUACAGCAGCAUCCACACAUUUUAUAGCACUAGUAUUAAAAUGUAGUUUAAAUUCUUAACUUGUUCCCUCCUGGUAGUAAUAACCUAUCUGUUAUAGCCACAAAGGGGCAUAACUACUUCCCAUUUUCACAGUGUCAUUAAUGGUUCUGUAACUGACGUCUUUUGUAACUUGAUGGCAGUUAUUAAAUACAGUCUUGAAAUCA